AUGACUGACCCUCGAGGUAUACUAUGUAUUAGUUGGGACAGUGGUAAUAAGGGCGGCAAUGAUUGGCUUUCCCAAUCGGCGCGAUGGGCGCAGGAACUGGAGAACCCACAAAAGAAGCGAACGGAAGUGGGUCGAGGAACCUGGGAAAAUGGCGUUCAUCAAUUGGCGCCUCGCAAUCCUGAAUUGGAAGAAAAACUGUUCAAAACCGGCAAAGAAUCCAUGCAUACCGGCAUCAAUUUCGAUCGAUACGACAAUAUUCCCGUUGAAGUCACUGGAAAGGACGUUCCUCCACCUUUAGAAGAAUUUACAGAACGAUCAGUGGAUGUCCAUCUGUUGAGCAACAUUGAAUUGGCAAGGUAUUCCACGCCUACGCCUGUUCAGAAAUACGGUAUUCCCAUCGUGAAAUCGGGACGUGACUUGAUGGCAUGUGCGCAAACAGGCUCGGGCAAGACGGCCGGUUUUCUGUUUCCUAUUCUUUCACUUUUGUUUGAACAUGGUCCUGCGGCGCUUCCUAAGCCAUCCGGCAAGGGAUCAAGAGCGUAUCAAAAUAUGGCGUAUCCCGAAGUCCUCAUUUUAGCGCCGACACGUGAAUUGACGUUACAGAUCUAUGAAGAGGCCAAAAAAUUCACCUAUCGAUCGUACGUUCGGCCAUGUGUAGUUUAUGGUGGUGCAGACAUCAGUCAGCAAAUUCGUCAGCUGAGUCGUGGCUGUCAUUUGCUGGUAGCCACCCCGGGCCGUCUGGUGGAUUUACUGGACCGAAAGCGUAUCUCAUUGGCCAAUAUUCGCUAUCUUGUGCUGGAUGAAGCGGAUCGCAUGUUGGAUAUGGGUUUUGAACCGCAAAUUCGACAAAUUGUCCUAUUUGAAGACAUGCCCUCGGUGGAAAACCGUCAAACCCUCUUAUUCUCGGCAACGUUUCCUCGUGUCAUUCAAGAAAUGGCCCAAGAUUUCUUGAAAAACUAUAUUUUCCUCUCCGUUGGUCGCGUAGGUGCCACGAGUGAAAAUAUCACACAGAACAUAAAAUAUAUAGAGGAAAACGAUAAGCGGUCGGCGCUGGUGGAACUUUUCCAGCAGACGGCUGAGGCUGGAUUGACAUUGAUUUUUGUUCAAACAAAGCGAGGAGCUGAUGCAGUGUGCGAGUUUUUGAUUUCCGAGGGGCUUUCGGCGGCGGCGAUUCACGGCGAUCGGCUGCAGCAUGAACGUGAAGCGGCAUUGCAGGCUUUCAAAAGCGGCCAGACGCCGAUCCUGGUGGCCACGGCAGUGGCUUCGCGUGGAUUGGAUAUUCCCAAUGUGACACACGUGAUCUCGUUUGAUUUGCCUAGCGAUAUUGACGAUUACGUUCAUCGAAUCGGUCGAACGGGCCGUGCAGGCAACACGGGUCUAGCUACGGCAUUCUUCAACAGCAGCAACCGAAAUAUUGCGGGGCCGAUGGUCGAACUUUUGACCGAAGCCAAACAGGAGGUCCCCGAUUGGCUCAAGGUCAUGGCGGACGAGGCGGCCAAUGAAACUUUCAUGGAUCCGGCGCAGAACCGGUCCUUUGGUGGUCAACAACGAGGCGCUUGGAAACCGCGUUCGAGAAGACCAAGAGAUGACGAUGAUAUUGGACCCCGCAUUCGAUGGUGA
Molecule: messenger RNA, 1620 nt
Organism: Radiomyces spectabilis
Lineage: Eukaryota; Fungi; Mucoromycota; Mucoromycetes; Mucorales; Radiomycetaceae
Product: ATP-dependent RNA helicase DED1
Exons: 4
Coding region: 1-1620 (539 amino acids)
Cellular component (GO): nucleus
Molecular function (GO): RNA binding; RNA helicase activity; ATP binding
Source: RefSeq, a predicted model, not a curated record